Aspergillus homomorphus CBS 101889 is the source of this 621-nucleotide messenger RNA. RefSeq names its product GNAT family N-acetyltransferase. The transcript has 2 exons. The record is from RefSeq and is a predicted model, not a curated record. Gene Ontology annotation, cellular component: cytoplasm. Gene Ontology annotation, molecular function: aralkylamine N-acetyltransferase activity. The coding region runs from base 1 to 621 and encodes 206 amino acids. NCBI's taxonomy places the organism in Eukaryota, Fungi, Ascomycota, Eurotiomycetes, Eurotiales, Aspergillaceae.
AUGGCUUCCACUGACACACACAUCGCCUCUCUCCCCGCCCUCGCCGGCCUCAGUGCUUUCACUCGCCCUCUCACCAUCGCAGACCUGGACAGCUGCGUGACUGUUGAGUCUGCAUUCCCCGAGCAAGAGCGCUGCUCCCGGGAGAAAUUCAUCUACCGCCUCACCAAAUGCCCCAAGCUGAGCCUCGGCCUCUUCAUACAGCCCAACCCUUCUUCCAUUCCUCAGCUAAUCGCCCACGUCAUCGCCAUCCGCACCACCGCCCCCUGCAUCACCGACGGCUCCAUGCGCAUGCCCCCCACAACGUCCUGGCCCGCCAUGGCCCCGCACGAGGUCGCCAUCGACCCCAACACCAAGGAGCCCAUCGGCCACGAGCCGGCGGGCUCAAACCUGGCCGUGCAUUCUUUGGCCGUUGUGCCGGAGUACCAGGGUGGUGGUGUCGGGAGGGCCCUGAUGUCGGAGUACAUUCAGUGGGUCAGGAGUGAGGACAUAGCCGACGCGGAGAGGGUGGUCCUCAUCGCGCAUGAGUAUCUGGUCCCGUUCUACGAGAGGAUGGGGUUCAGGUGUCUGGGGGCGAGCCCGUCGCAGUUUGCGGGCGGCGGGUGGUUUGAUAUGGUAUGCUGA